Messenger RNA from Prorocentrum cordatum, 903 nucleotides. The record is from the annotation of a GenBank genome assembly. NCBI's taxonomy places the organism in Eukaryota, Dinophyceae, Prorocentrales, Prorocentraceae.
AUGGCUGGCAUCGCUUUGCAGGUGCAGGGCAUAUGCCACACCGCCCUUCAAGGCGUCCGCCAGGAGAUGGAGGGCACGCUGCAGAAGCUCAUGGCGCCGUCCGAAAGGCGCCUGGACUAUAUGGAGACCGACUUGCGCAAGUUCCAGAAGGAACAGCAGAGGCAGGAGCGCGAGCAGAAGGACAUCCGCAACGAGCUCGAACGCAUGCAGAAGGUCCUCAACGUGGCGGAAGCACAACUCCCCGCCAUCGACGCUGCCAAGCUGGCAGAAUGGGACCGCGAGCCCAGCCCAUGCGUCUUCACUGCAGGAUCGGCGACAUCUGUCACCGCCUCCGAGGUCAAGCGCUCCAUCGCCGAAUGGGUCGCAGACGCCAACCUGGACAUGUCCGAGAUUCACUUCCAUGGAGAAGCUGCUCCCAACCGCCGACACAUCUUCGAAGUGCGCGCUGGCGCAGGCAGCCAGGCCAAGGCCAUCCAGCUGGCUGCGGCCCUCCGCCUCCGCGGUGGUAGAUGGAGGCGGUUCCAAUGCAUCGACACGCAGGGAGCCACCAACCCGCUGUUCGUGGGCCCAGACAAGAGCGCCAAGCAGAUUCGGAAGGAGGUGCAAACAAAACGAAUGCAGACCCUGCUUGAGAACGCACACCCCGGGCACACAUGGAAAUGCAUCAGGGCGAAGGGCAUCGUCACGAUCGACUCGGUACCGCUGGUCGAGCUCAUCCCGCAGGGGCCAUCAGAGCCCACGCGACUGCUAUGGAAUCCGCAAGCGGCCUCCUACAAUAUCGACGUGGACGCCAUUGCCAAGCAAUUCAACGACCUUUUUCGGAGCUUCGAAGUGGACACCUCGAACUGGAUCAGCACCUCGCGCUACCAGGCACAGUACCAGUACCAGGUCUACCACUACAUG